AUUUCAGGUUUUAAUAUAGUACUAGCUGUUUUAUGGAUAGUAACAAAUGCUGCCGAUAGUUCUAACUGGUUAUGUGAAAAUGGUCAUUGUGUAAGAGAAACUAGUCAAUCCGAACGUGAGGGAUAUGUUUCACUAGAAUUAUGUCGAUUAGUGUGUUCCAAGUACUUGAAUAUUUGGCCGCAACCCACUGGAACUGUGCACUCUACACAGGAAACUAGUUUUAUUAAUAGCAAGAACAUAGUAUUUUAUUUCAAUGGACCAGUAAAUACGAUGGACCAUCUAAAUAAAUUCACACACUAUUUCGAAGAUAAGUUAAAAAAAGAAGAACCGUUUUCCUGUGAAGACGAUGCAUACGAUCUUAAAGUAUACUUAACCCCUAUAAACGAUAAUUUAAAUUUAGACUUACACACUGAUGAAUCGUACACCAUUAAAAUGGAUAACAAAGGUACCGACCUCUACGCCAAUAUUACCGCUCCGACGGUGUUUGGAAUAAGGCAUGGUAUAGAAACAUUACUGCAAUUGCUGAUACCUAUAAACGAGGACGGCACGAAAUGUUUAGUUACUCUAAACAACCUCGAACUAACUGACAAACCCAAAUUUCAUCACAGAGGCCUCUUAAUCGAUACCGCAAGAAAUUAUUUAAGCAUUAAUAGUAUUAAAAAACAGCUGGAAGGCAUGGCUGCUUCUAAACUCAAUGUAUUACACUGGCAUGUAACUGAUACGCAGAGCUUUCCAUUGGUUUCGCCUAGGUUGCCCAAUAUGACGAGGUUUGGAGCAUAUAGCACCAAGAAAGUUUACACGCCAGAAAAUGUUAAAGAUAUUAUCGAUUUCGCAGAAACUAGAGGAGUAAGAGUUCUUGUCGAAAUCGACGGUCCAUCUCAUGCAGGAAUGGGGUGGCAAUGGGGUUUCAGUGCCGGUUUGGGAUAUCUAGCAAUAUGCGUGAAUAAGCAGCCAUGGAGAUCUUUUUGUAUUCAACCUCCAUGUGGACAGUUAAAUCCUUCUAAUCCAAAACUCUAUGAUGUUUUGACUGAAUUGUAUAAAGAUAUUGUAGAUGUCACCCCAGAUAGAAAUAUGUUCCAUAUGGGAGGUGACGAGGUUUACAUUCCAUGCUGGAAUACCACCCCAGAAAUUCUAAAUUAUUUAAAAGGUAAACCACUAACGGAAGAAACUUACCUAGACCUUUGGUCUGAGUUCCAACAAAAAAAUUUAGCGGCAUUUGAUAAAGCAAUUGGACAUAAUAAAACUUUCAUAGUUGUUUGGACAAGUAGCUUAACUGAUUCGAAAGUUAUCCAAAAGUAUUUGCCAAAGGAGAGGUACAUUAUUCAAACUUGGAUACCAGAAAGUCAAAACAAUCUGAUAACGGAACUUGCAAAUCUUGGAUAUCAAAUUAUUAUAUCAACUAAGGACAAGUGGUACCUUGACCACGGUUUUUGGGGUACGACGGAGUAUCAUAAAUGGAAAUCCGUUUACGACAAUCGAAUGUAUGAUAAAUAUGUCAAAGGUAUUUUAGGUGGUGAGGUCUGCAUGUGGGGAGAGUUGGUAGACGACAACAAUAUAGACAGCAAAAUAUGGCCUCGAGCUGCUGCCGCAGCUGAGAGAUUAUGGACUUACCCUAGCACCGAUGCCACUUCUGCCCAAUAUAGAUUUUUCUCCCAGAGGGAGCGUUUAAUCAAAAGAGGAAUAUCCUCUGAAGCUGUUAUGCCAAAAUGGUGUGUUGAGAAUGAAGGAGAAUGUAGUACAUAUUUAUAA
Molecule: messenger RNA, 1749 nt
Organism: Diabrotica balteata
Lineage: Eukaryota; Metazoa; Arthropoda; Insecta; Coleoptera; Chrysomelidae
Source: the annotation of a GenBank genome assembly